AUGGAGCAGAUUGAAUCAAGACAGGUUUUUCCAAGCGUGGAACCUGGAUAUUUAAGGCCACUGAUCCCUGAUUCAGCUCCAGAAGAAGGAGAGACAUUUGAUGAGAUUAUGAAAGAUGUUGAAAGAGUGGUCAUGCCUGGGGUAACACAUUGGCACAGUCCUUUUUUCUUUGCAUAUUUCCCCACUGCCAGUUCAUAUCCAGGCAUGCUUGCUGACAUGUUGUGUGGAGCUAUAGGAUGUAUUGGCUUUACUUGGGCUUCAAGUCCGGCAUGCACAGAGCUGGAGACAGUUAUGUUGGACUGGUUGGGGAAGGUGAUAGGUCUGCCAGAGGAAUUCCUAGCCGGAAGUAAAGGCGAAGGUGGAGGAGUAAUUCAGGGAACUGCAAGUGAAGCAACACUAAUGGCUCUCCUUGCUGCAAGGACCAAAGUUGCCAAACGACUUCAGAAGGAAAACCCCGACUUAAGUGAAGCAGAGAUCAUUGGUCGCAUGGUGGCCUAUUCUUCAGACCAGGCUCACUCGUCAGUGGAAAGGGCUGGACUAAUAAGUGGGGUAAGAAUGAAGAAAAUCCAAUCAGAUGAAAACUUUACUAUGCGUGGAAAGAAUCUUAAAAAGGCUUUAGAAGAAGACAAGGCGGAAGGACUGAUCCCAAUGUUUGUCUGUGCCACACUAGGAACAACAUCAUCCUGUUCAUUUGACAAUUUGAUGGAAAUUGGGCCUAUUUGCAGUGAUGAAAAUCUAUGGUUACACAUUGAUGCAGCAUAUGCAGGAAGUGCCUUUAUUUGUCCUGAAUUUAGAUACCUUAUGAAAGGUGUGGAGUUUGCAGACUCGUUCAACUUUAACCCACAUAAAUGGCUGUUGGUGAACUUUGAUUGCUCUGCAUUUUGGGUAAAAAAAAGAUCCGACUUAAUCGGUGCCUUCAAACUCGACCCUGUCUACCUUCAACAUGACCAUCAAGAAUCAGGUCUUGUGACAGACUACAGGCACUGGCAAAUCCCACUUGGAAGGCGAUUUCGUUCUUUAAAACUGUGGUUUGUAUUAAGAAUGUAUGGUGUGAAAGGACUUCAGGAAUAUAUCCGUAAGCAUGUUCGACUGGCUCAUGAAUUUUUUGGAGUUUGUGAAACAAGACGACCGCUUUGAAAUCUGCGCACAAGUUGUUUUGGGUCUUGUAUGCUUUCGUUUAAAGGGUUCCAAUGAAUUAAACAAAGCACUUCUACAAAAGAUAAAUAAUGUGAAGAAAAUCCAUAUUGUGCCAUGCUGCUUAGAAGAUAAAUUUAUUUUACGUUUUGCUGUAUGUUCUCGAACUGUUGAAUCCAAGCACAUUACAUUUGCCUGGAAACAUAUUGAAGAACUGGCCACUGAACUCCUAAUGGAAGAGGAACAAGGAAAGUAA
This is a messenger RNA of Staurois parvus, 1390 nucleotides long. The record is from the annotation of a GenBank genome assembly. NCBI's taxonomy places the organism in Eukaryota, Metazoa, Chordata, Amphibia, Anura, Ranidae.